AUGGCAUCUGAUCUGUGGGUCUUUGGCUAUGGGUCGCUCAUUUGGAAUCCGGGUUUCGAGCACAAAAAGGCACUGAUUGGCAAAAUUAAAGGCUACUCGAGAAGGUUCUACCAGGGAAGCGAUGUUCACCGUGGUCGACCGGACAAGUUGGGCAGAGUUGUGACGCUCAUUGAAGAUGAAGAGGGCUCAACUUGGGGCACAGCUUUUCUGCCAAACGAUGAACAAAUUGCACGAUCGUACCUGGACAAUCGAGAACUUCAUCUUGGAGGAUAUGACACUCUGUUGACGUACUUUUAUCCGCGAGACCCAAAAGAAGAGCCCUUUCUCGUUCUAGUGUACGUUGCAUUGCCAAGCAAUUCGCUCUACCUCGGCCCGGAUCCAGUGCCAAAAAUUGCCCACGACAUUGCCACUUCUGAAGGCGAAUGUGGCCACAAUGUCGAGUACAUUUCUAAACUAGUGGCUUUUAUGAAAAUUGAACUGCCAUUUGUUUCCGAUGAGCACCUUUUCGAAUUGGAGGAUAUUGUGAAAACGAUUCUUGAAGAGCAACAGUCGCCGGUGAUAAAUCUGUUUAAGGAUGCCAUUGAAGCGUGGAUCAAUAAGCCAGCAUCAACUGCCACCAAUGAAGAAGUUGCCUUUGAGAUACUUCAACUAGGCAAACAACAGUCGGACCAGGAGGAAGAAGAGGCAAAACCAUUCAGCUUCAUGGACAGCUUACCAAAGAGAAAACUUCGCUGCGUUCACAAAUUUUAA
Rhagoletis zephyria (snowberry fruit fly) is the source of this 750-nucleotide messenger RNA. NCBI's taxonomy places the organism in Eukaryota, Metazoa, Arthropoda, Insecta, Diptera, Tephritidae. The record is from RefSeq and is a predicted model, not a curated record.